Messenger RNA from Zasmidium cellare ATCC 36951, 753 nucleotides. RefSeq lists its product as uncharacterized. The record is from RefSeq and is a predicted model, not a curated record. The transcript has 8 exons. Lineage: Eukaryota; Fungi; Ascomycota; Dothideomycetes; Mycosphaerellales; Mycosphaerellaceae. Bases 1 to 753 code for a protein of 250 amino acids.
AUGCUGAUUGAGCUAUUCGUUGACUUUAGUAUAGCGAAACCGAAAGACCUUGCGCGACAACAUCCAUUCUUUUGGGCAGAGAAGCGAAAAGUAAGACUCUCUUCGAAACGCAAACUCUACCUACACCGAUCCCUACUCGCGUUUAUCCUCGAAAUCUCCAACCACCUCAAGACACCGUCUCCAAGGCACAAGCUCUGGGUUGUGCGAGAUAUCGAGACGAGAAAGUAUGCUGAUAUACGUAUAAUAGUGUCGACUAGCAUCCAGAAUGUCUCGAAGUUGAUCAUGAACAACGGUACCGGCGGCCGCGGCGGGAGCGGUGGAGGAGGUCGUGGCCCUCCUCGCUCCCAAAAAUGCCAUAAGUGUGGUUACUCGGCAUGCCGGCGUGCGGCAGAGCUUGAUAUUAACAGACUACUUUUAGAAGAAGAAGAAGCUCGACCUCCGUUGCUUAGAGUGUGGUGGCGAUGGCCACUAUCGAUCGAAGUGUCCCUCGAAGGGCAAGCCGCCAAGAUCCGCAACGACGAGCACAAGGCUGCCAAGCAGCAGAAGAGUCCUCCAGGCGACGUCGACAUGCCCGACGCGGGCAGCAAGAACGCCGGCGCGCCUCCCCCCUCCGGCCCUCCACCAGCUGCUCCGUCGGCGGAGCAGUUUGCUGCUCUUAUGGCGCAGGUGCUGCAGCAGCAGCAAGAGAUUGCUGCUCUGAGGCAGCAAUUGCCGCAGCAGCAGCAGCCGCCGCCAAAUGGCGAGGACGGUUAG